GGUUACUUUCUGUUUUCAGUACUCUGGUUAAAAUAAAAAGUUUUUCCGGGUAAGAACCGUUUCUAAAACUUAGGAUUAUAUCGUUGGCCGUCGUCGUUUGAUCGGAAACCGAAAAUGAGUGACAGGUCGAGCCCUUUUAAAUAUUUCCUCUCUGGAGGCUUCGGGGGUAUUUGCACUGUUGUGGCCGGCCAUCCGUUAGACACGAUAAAAGUGAGACUGCAGACGAUGCCGAAGCCGUUGGCCGGCGAAUCGCCCAUGUACAGGGGGACGUUCGAUUGCGCGAAGAAGACUGUACAGAAAGAGGGAUUUUCCGGCCUUUACAAAGGGAUGGCGGCCCCUCUCGUCGGGGUGGCGCCCAUUUUCGCGAUAAGCUUUUUUGGAUUCGGGGUCGGAAAGAGGCUGGUCUCGUCAAAAGAGACGCCCGACCUGACUCCCGUCCAGCUCUUCACCGCCGGCGCUUUUUCAGGCAUUUUCACCACGGCGAUAAUGGCCCCAGGAGAGAGGAUCAAGUGCCUCCUGCAGAUCCAACAUGGCCAGGAGAAGCCCAAGUACACCGGGCCGAAAGACGUUGUAAAACAGCUCUAUAAGGAAGGUGGAAUCAGAAGUAUAUACAAGGGGACGGUGGCGACACUUCUUCGCGACGUCCCGGCUAGUGGAAUGUAUUUUAUGACAUAUGAGUGGUUUCAGAAGGUGCUCAAGCCACUUGGAGGCGAAAGCACCGAAAUGAACCUGCUCAAGACUAUAUUCGCAGGUGGAAUGGCAGGGAUCGCCAAUUGGUCUGUAGGAAUGCCUGCGGACGUGAUUAAAAGCAGGCUCCAAACCGCCCCCGAAGGUACAUACACAGGUGUUGCCCACGUGUUCAGAACAUUAUUAAAAGAAGACGGUAUCGGAGCUUUGUACAAAGGUGUCACCCCUGUAAUGCUCCGAGCAUUUCCCGCCAAUGCGGCGUGCUUCCUUGGAUUUGAAGCUUGCAUGAAUUUUUUAAAUUUAGUCGCUCCAAACUUAUAAAUAAGUCUAAAAGACUUUUAGUAAUCACCUAUAUAUUUUUUAUUAUACAUAUAUUAUAAACACGCUCGAAGGCAAUUGAAUUUGACAAUCUUGUUAACGAAAAAUGUAAUGCUCAAGUAAUGCUGCAUCAAAGAUUCGCCAGACUCAAGUUAUAGCUGUCUUGAAUUGUUUUUCUAUUUUUAAUUAUUCUUAAAAUUAACAAGCAUAAUCACUUAUUGACGGAGAGUUUAAUAACCGUAAAUCUUUCAAUAUAUUUGCCUUUGAGUGUAAUUUUAACAUGUAGAAUACCUAUUUAUAUAUUUAUACAUAUUCAGAUAUAUAUUUUUCUAAUGUUGGUGCGUUAAAACAUUUUUACACGGAUAUGAGCUGUUUUCUUAUAGUAUAAAAUAUUGUUAGGGCAAUAGAGAAUGCUAAGAAAUAUACAGAAUCACUAGUUUUUUA
Messenger RNA from Cimex lectularius (bed bug), 1449 nucleotides. RefSeq names its product mitochondrial carnitine/acylcarnitine carrier protein (gene colt). The record is from RefSeq and is a predicted model, not a curated record. NCBI's taxonomy places the organism in Eukaryota, Metazoa, Arthropoda, Insecta, Hemiptera, Cimicidae. Gene Ontology annotation, cellular component: mitochondrial envelope. The transcript has a single exon. The coding region runs from base 115 to 1008 and encodes 297 amino acids. Gene Ontology annotation, biological process: carnitine transmembrane transport; mitochondrial transport. Gene Ontology annotation, molecular function: O-acyl-L-carnitine transmembrane transporter activity.